AUGGCCGCCGCCGCCUCCUCCGCCGCAAUCCCCAAUCCCUCCUCCGCCUUCUCCACUGCUUCCUCCACCACCAGAUCUCCUCUCUCCAUCCUCCGCCCGUCAUUCUCUUUUCCCCUCCGUCCAUCUCCUCGCCAAUCACUCCAAAUCUCCUGCUCCACCAACUCGAAAUCCACCGCUGCGGCUUCUCCCUCCGUCACCACCAUAGAUCCUUCGCUUUCGAUCCCUAGAUUUUCCCCCGACGAGCCCCGGAAGGGUGCCGACAUCCUCGUGGAAGCUCUCGAGCGCGAGGGAGUCACCGAUGUGUUCGCCUACCCGGGCGGUGCUUCCAUGGAGAUCCACCAGGCUCUCACUCGCUCCAGAACCAUCCGAAACGUCCUUCCCCGCCACGAGCAAGGCGGAGUUUUCGCCGCCGAAGGCUACGCUCGUUCCUCCGGCAAGCCUGGCGUCUGCAUCGCCACCUCCGGCCCCGGGGCCACCAAUCUCGUCAGCGGCCUCGCCGACGCGCUCCUCGACAGUGUCCCACUCGUCGCCAUUACCGGCCAGGUGCCGCGCCGCAUGAUUGGAACCGACGCAUUUCAGGAGACUCCGAUUGUUGAGGUAACUCGAUCCAUUACCAAGCACAAUUAUCUGGUUCUCGAUGUGGAUGACAUUCCUAGGGUUGUGAAAGAGGCGUUCCAUUUGGCUACUUCUGGCCGCCCUGGCCCUGUUUUGAUUGACAUUCCUAAGGAUAUUCAGCAGCAGCUAGCUGUUCCUGACUGGGAGUGUGAGAUGAAGUUGCCUGGUUACUUGGCUAGGUUGCCUAAGCCGCCUUGCCAGUCGAAUUUGGAGGUCAUUACUAGGUUCAUUUCAGAGUCCAAGAAGCCUGUGUUGUACGUGGGAGGAGGGUGUUUGAAUUCGAGCCAAGAGUUGAGCAAGUUCGUUGAGCUAACUGGGAUUCCUGUGGCCAGCACUUUAAUGGGGCUUGGAGCUUUCCCGGUAUCGGAUGAGCUGUCAUUGUCAAUGCUUGGGAUGCAUGGAACUGUCUAUGCAAAUUAUGCGGUGGAACACAGUGAUUUGUUGCUUGCUUUUGGAGUGAGGUUUGAUGAUCGCGUGACAGGGAAGCUCGAAGCUUUUGCAAGCAGAGCCAAGAUUGUUCACAUUGAUAUCGAUCCAGCUGAGAUUGGUAAGAAUAAGCAGCCUCACGCGUCGGUGUGUGGAGAUGUGAAGUUAGCAUUGCAGGGUAUUAAUGAGCUCUUGGAAAGCAAGGACUCUAAGAGUAAGCUGGAUUUCAAGGCCUGGAGAGUGGAGUUGAAUGAACAGAAAAUGAAGUAUCCAUUGACAUACAAGACAUUUGGAGAAGCGAUUCCACCUCAGCAUGCCAUCCAGGUUCUUGAUGAAUUAACUAAUGGGGAAGCAAUAAUUAGCACAGGGGUUGGUCAGCAUCAGAUGUGGGCUGCUCAGCACUACAAGUACAAGAAACCACGGCAGUGGUUGACUUCUGCUGGACUUGGAGCGAUGGGUUUCGGUUUGCCUGCUGCUAUGGGUGCUGCUGUUGCCAAUCCAGGGGCUGUUGUCGUGGAUAUUGAUGGUGACGGAAGCUUUAUAAUGAAUGUGCAAGAGUUGGCUACAAUUCGAGUGGAGAAUUUGCCAGUGAAGAUCAUGCUUCUGAACAAUCAGCACCUGGGUAUGGUUGUACAGUGGGAAGAUCGGUUCUAUAAAGCUAACAGAGCUCAUACAUAUCUAGGUGACCCGUCGAGGGAAUCCGAGAUAUUCCCCAACAUGUUGAAGUUUGCUGAAGCUUGCGGAAUUCCAGCAUCUCGGGUAACAAGAAUUGCAGAUCUCAGAGCGGCAAUACAAAAAAUGCUGGACACACCGGGACCUUACUUGUUGGAUGUGAUUGUGCCUCAUCAGGAGCAUGUUCUGCCCAUGAUUCCGAGUGGCGGUUCAUUCAAAGAUGUGAUCACUGAGGGUGAUGGAAGAACGAAAUACUAA
Linum tenue is the source of this 1971-nucleotide messenger RNA. The record is from the annotation of a GenBank genome assembly. NCBI's taxonomy places the organism in Eukaryota, Viridiplantae, Streptophyta, Magnoliopsida, Malpighiales, Linaceae.